AAAUGUGUAGGGUAAUGCCCACGCCUGAGGCAAUGUCCUACGUAAGCGAUAACAAGCGAGCUGCAUAAGCUGCACGGGCGGUCAUACGAAGCGAGGGAAUCGUUUGUUUUGUACUGCACGGCCAGCACAGCCAUUCGCGCGAAAAUAUCAGAAUGUUUGAUCUCGUCAACUGCUUGGACUUCCGCCGUCAGGGGUGACCGCUUCGCCGGUACCAAGGACAGCGCCACACAAACAGCUACUUUGAUAUUUCCGCGUCGCCCACUCCAUCCUCACCGCUCGCAUUUAAUUGCUUACGUAGGACGAUGGGUCAGGGUCUGUUCUGAGCCAUUUCUCCCAUGCCCUGUUAGUUGUUUCCAUCUAAAUUAAGCCACCAUAAUGAUAUUUGGGGUACCACACACUCAAACGUGGUAUUGUACAAUGGGAAUGGAGAGAAAUUAGUACAAGUUGCUGGACCUCACACAAAUCACUGGGUGCUGGGCAUGGAAGAAUGUCAGAAGAGAAUUAACAAGAUGGUUGAACAGGCCAAGUAUGAAGCAAAUGUGCCACUACAAAAACCGCUUAAUGCACUGGUCAGUGGUGCAACAGUCUGACACGUUGAUUUGUUGUCUUUCAUGCUUGUUAACAGAGGGCAUGAGCCUGAGUGGCUGUGAACAAGAAGAAACUAAUGAACAGUUGAAAGAAGAAUUACAGAAAAACUUCCCCAACUUAAGCAGCAAUUAUGUGGUCUGCAGCGACACUGUUGGUUCCAUAGCAGCUGCUCUAGAAAAUGGUGGAAUUGUGUUGAUUGCUGGAACUGGCUCUAAUUGUUUGUUGCACAACCCAGAUGGCUCUGUUCACAGAUGUGGAGGAUGGGGCCACAUUAUGGGAGAUGAAGGUGCUGCUUGGUGGAUCUCACACAAAGCAAUAAAGGUAUGUUUUGAUGAGCAGGACAACUUUGCACAACCACCACAUCCAACAAAAGUCGUCUGGAAAGUGAUUCUGGAGCAUUAUGAUAUAAAGAAUAGAUUUGACCUACUAGACCACUGCUAUAGCAGAUUUGACAAGAGUCACUUUGCUGGCCUGUGUAAACUUUUGGCUAAGGCAGCAAUUCAGGGAGACAAGCUUUCCCAAUGGCUGUUUAGUGAGGCGGGUCGUUUGCUAGCUCGCCAUGUAACAGCAGUUCUUCCUCAAGUAGACAGUAAAUUGCUGAGUGAAGCAAGAGGACUUCCAGUAGUGUGUGUGGGUUCCGUAUGGCUUAGCUGGGAAUACCUGAAACCAGGAUUUAUUGCACAGUUAAAGGAGACUGCACCAAAGCUACAGAAACUAUCCCUUCUGCGUUUAACAACCAGCAUGGCAACAGGUGCAGUGUACCUUGCUGCCAAGGAUAUAAAUGUUGACUUGCCGAGGAAUUACACAGACAACUAUAAGAUAUUCUUUACAUAUGAUCAUGAUCAGACUUAAAAUUUGUUGGUAAAUGGACAGUUAAUACUGCCUAACAAGUAUGAAUUGGUAUGUAGUUACCAAAUAUUUUUAUUGAACAAAAUGUGUAAAGAACCUCUGCCACCUACUUUUGGAUAUGGCUUAUGGUUUGAGUUGCUAUUAAUUCAGUUUAUUGUUAAUCCACAUAUUGUAGCACAUCUGAAACCAAAUAUGGAGUUACAGUAAAAUGAUAUGAAUGAAUUGUGUCUGGACUUUAGAACUAUUACUCAUAAUUUAUUGCCUCUAUUUUUGAGACAAGUCCUCAUUUUGUUUUCCAUUAAAUAGAAUUUCUUCUUA
Messenger RNA from Zootermopsis nevadensis, 1755 nucleotides. Lineage: Eukaryota; Metazoa; Arthropoda; Insecta; Blattodea; Termopsidae. The record is from RefSeq and is a predicted model, not a curated record.